AGAACGUGGUGUGGGUGUUUUGUUGUGCCUUGUGUGGCAACAAGAAGUCGGGAAGUGUACAUGUGAGAACGUGGGAAAUGUGUUAUAACGUUGUACAAGUAAAACAUGUGAAGUAACACGUGAUUUUUACCAUAUUUCGGGGACUAAUAACAAAAGAUCAAUUUAUGAUGGAUUGAAGAAAGCAUCAACGUUAUGUUUGGAUGGCAAUAUUUGGCGCGCAGAAGAACAUUUACUUAAAUCGACAAUGACGCGCUUUGCAAGGGCCCAUGGAUCAAAGUCUUCAAAUGAGCGAUUACCAGAAGCAGCAACAUCGUGGAAUGUAAUGAAACAGCAACUUACAGACAAGCUACAGUCUUCUAAGGCACUUGGAGAUUCAGCUACAUCUUUCCAAAAGAUUUGGAAAUCAUCAGACUUUGAUAGAGAUGUUUGGAACAAAAAUGAGGUUAAGUGGGCUGAUUUGGAAGACAAUGGGUGUGCAGAUAAAACUGUGAAAUCUGGUGAAGAGUAUAAUACACUUGAAAAAAAGAAUAAGAAGAGGAAGCAUAAUAAGACAUUUAUAAAUGAACAUUUUCCUGAAACCACAGGGGACAACGAGAAAAAAAAGAAAAAAAUGAGGAACAGAGACAGCACUGAAUUUCAUGAGUCUCAGUAUACAGGAAUUAAGUUGUCUAUGCCUGAUGGGGAUUUGCCACAUACUAGUAAUGUUGAAAAGGCAAAGAAGCUCAAAAAAAAGAAGAAAGAAGCUAAUGAUGAAGAGGGUAAUAUCAAUGACAUAGAGUUAGAGAAACAUGAAAUGUCAGAAGAUGCAGUGUGUGAAGAAAGUGGUAUAUCUCCAAAGUUCACCAUGGAAAAUAAUAUGAAAAAGAAGUUAGGAAAGAAGCGGAAAAGGAGUCAUGAUAGUAUAUCUGGCAUACAAGAUGAACAGCCUGCCAGGAAAUAUGGAAGUGGUCUGAAUGUAAAGGAGAACGUUAACCUUGAGAAAAGUGGUGAAUCAGAAGCAAGUGAUCAUCAGUUGAAAAAGAAACAUAAACGUUCUAAAAAUAAAAAUAAAACUGAAGAAAGUGGCUGCUUGGAUUUUGUCAAACAGAAUUUCCAUGAAGAAGGUAGUGAAAUUAUCCCAGGUGCAGAUGCUGAUGUGGUGCCAAGUGAAAAGCAUAGAAAGAAAAAGAAAUGUAAAGAUAAUGGAAGCAACACAGUAGUUGGUGUAGAUGCCAGUUUGAAUGGUGGCAAGCCGAAUUUUGAAUUGGGGGGUAAAGGAAGUCACACAAGUGUAACUUCAGAGAACGUGCAAAACGAAGGAAGAGAAAAGAAAAGAAAAAAAUUGUGGCAGCAAGAAAAUAACAAGAAAUUCAUGAAAAAACAUAACUUCUCUGUGGAAGAUAGAAAGAUAAAGAAGGGUGAAUUUGAAAAGAAGUAUCUGCACACAACAGUACUACACGUGAAUGGUAAGGAUAUAAAAAUAGUUAAGUUUGAUGGCUUCCCUGUGAAAAAAGAAGACGCAGAAAAUUUAAUACAACUGAAGAAGAAAAUGAUUGCAAAUGGGAUACCAGCUAGUGAAAUUAAAGCAACAAUGAAGUUGGAGAGGCGCAAGGCAGAGAAAGCACUGGCAAGAGAGAAGAAGAAAGUUUGUUUUCAUUGCAGGAAUUCUGGUCAUGUUCUAUCAGAAUGCCCAGAUCUGGGAAAGGCAGAUACAGAUGAUCUUGUAGGGAUGGGUAUUUGUUUCAAAUGUGGAUCAACAGAGCACAAGCACUUUGAAUGUCGUGUUACUAGGGAACAGGAAUUUCGUUACGCUAAAUGCUUUAUAUGUAAUGAGCAAGGACAUAUUGCUCGGCAGUGCCCAGAUAAUCCCAGAGGAUUGUAUCCAAAAGGUGGUGCGUGUCAUAUCUGUGGAGAUGUUACUCACCUGAAGAAAGAUUGUCCAGAUCUUAUUAAAGAAAAAGAAGAAAAAAUUAUAAAGUUGCAGACACUGACUGACAAGGCAUUAGAGGCAUUAGAAGAUGAUAAAAAUGCGAAGUCUGUCUCACUUAAUGAUGUUAAAAAAAAGAAGACUGUCAAAUUUUAAUGAGAUCUGGAAUUUUGUUUUGUAAAAAGAAAAGUAGUUGUUUAAGAUUAAAGGUUUAUAUUUUUAAAAAGAAACAAGUGUUGUAACGUGUUUGGUUUGUCAUGUAAGAGUUUUAUUAUUAUGCAGUGUGUUGAGUUUAAAGAAUAAAUAAUUUUUGAAGUAAA
Schistocerca americana (American grasshopper) is the source of this 2226-nucleotide messenger RNA. RefSeq lists its product as uncharacterized. Bases 245 to 2062 code for a protein of 605 amino acids. Gene Ontology annotation, molecular function: nucleic acid binding; zinc ion binding. Lineage: Eukaryota; Metazoa; Arthropoda; Insecta; Orthoptera; Acrididae. The transcript is spliced from 2 exons. The record is from RefSeq and is a predicted model, not a curated record.